GGUGAGAGGCUCAACUUCACACACGAGCACUGCACUCCCAUCACAAUUUACAAACAAUCUUCGACAGCCCCAUAGGCCAUCGGUGUAUCUAUGAGAUUCACAUUUCAAACCCACAGAAGUAGUAUUAGUAAGUAGUAACACAAACCAAAGCAUCGUUAAUGGAAACUGCAAUCAUUUCUAGAUUAUCUCUCUCCCCCAACCAAUACCAUGUUAUUAACCCUAAAUCAGGGGAUAAGCAUUAUUUUUGUAGAGGAUUGUGCAACCAUCGUGGCUUGCUUUUGCCAGUGUCAGCUACUGGAUCUAGGGGAGGAGUAUUAGAGAGACCCAUAAUAGAGAAAACCAAUCCUGGCCGUGAAUCUGAAUUUGAUCUGAGGAAAUCAAGGAAAAUAGCUCCCCCAUAUCGUGUAAUACUGCACAAUGAUAACUUCAACAAAAGGGAAUACGUUGUACAAGUCCUGAUGAAGGUUAUACCCGGCAUGACAGUCGACAAUGCAGUAAAUAUCAUGCAAGAGGCACAUUACAACGGUUUGUCAGUGGUGAUAAUAUGUGCUCAGGCUGAUGCUGAAGAACACUGUAUGCAAUUGAGAAGCAAUGGGCUUCUGAGCUCAAUUGAACCCGCCAGCGGUGGAUGCUGAGAGUGAGAAGAGAUGCCUUAUGGUUACGGAAAGCCCAACGUAUUUGUCGAUGUUUCAUAUAAAAUAUAUCUACAUUUGUAUAUAUUUGUUCCAGUGACCAAUACCCCCGUCAACCAUGGUUCUGUUAUCAACUAUAUGGAGUUUGCAAUAGCUAAUAAUGCUAUUACUACUUGAACAUCUUGGAUUGAAAUGCUAUUGUGAUCCCUCAAUGCUUCUAUUAUCUAGUUCUAUGAUCCUCAAGUUACCAAAUAUUUGGUUGUCAAUGGAUUGGAAAGACAUUGAAAGCAUUCUUUCCUUUGCCUCAA
Molecule: messenger RNA, 940 nt
Organism: Amaranthus tricolor (Joseph's coat)
Lineage: Eukaryota; Viridiplantae; Streptophyta; Magnoliopsida; Caryophyllales; Amaranthaceae
Product: ATP-dependent Clp protease adapter protein CLPS1, chloroplastic
Exons: 3
Coding region: 159-635 (158 amino acids)
Biological process (GO): proteolysis; protein catabolic process
Source: RefSeq, a predicted model, not a curated record